This is a messenger RNA of Dreissena polymorpha, 1555 nucleotides long. RefSeq lists its product as uncharacterized. The transcript has 6 exons. Lineage: Eukaryota; Metazoa; Mollusca; Bivalvia; Myida; Dreissenidae. The record is from RefSeq and is a predicted model, not a curated record. The coding region runs from base 32 to 592 and encodes 186 amino acids.
UUUAACAGUGAUUUCGUUCGUGAUCGCUCGAAUGGAUUAUAACAUAGAUACAAUGUCUUCCUCGCCACCCAAUGAUAUCAGUUCGCGUGGGCAACGUACCGGGACGCAUGCUAACGCCGCCAGUCUGGCAAAUACUUCCGAAACACAGGUAACAGUCGAUUUGGCGUACGAAAAAACAAACAGGGUUUAUAAACUGGCAAUUCGGCAAAUGUGGUCUCUUUUGUCCGGAAUGUCUGGAACACAGCUUAAUGCACAAGCAUAUACAUUCGUUACAGACGGUAUGGUGCUAUUGCAAUUUGCAUUUAAUUCAGCGUGCAAUUUACACGUUGCGUCGAUGCUCAGAGAGUUCGAAAGUGUGGUCACUCUCCUGUGGCAACCCGUUGACCAACGUGCACCGAGGAUCGAACUGGACAGGGAAAUAUAUGAACUACAAAGAGUAAAAACCAUUGGACAAACUUAUCUUCAGGAGAGGGACACAUUUUCGCAAUCGGCAGACAUAGUCAGGGCUCGAGUCGAGAACAUUCUUCGGAAAAUGGAAGUCAUCCGGAACGCGUUUAGCUGCACAUUGCAAGCCUACCGCAGACGACAGUGAACCUUUAUUGCAGACGCUUUUGGUGUAAUGUCGCGAUGUGCCUUUACAAUGAUUGAUUUGUUUAACUAUGUAACCUUCCAUCCUUUAUAUAUCGUUUUUUUAUUCUGUGUGUAUGUUUUCUACCAAACCAAGAAUCUAGCAAGAUCAAUAAAUAGAUCUUUAAUAUGACAGGUACUUUUCAUUUGUUUUACAGGUGUGCAAUGAUUAGCAAUAUUAUAAAUAAUGAUGGUACUUAUUGUAACAUACUGAAACAUUUACUUUAUUUCGCAACACUCUUUUUUAGCCUUAACUGUCCGUCAACAUCAUAACAUGUACAAACAUUUCUCAACCCGGUUAAAGUGCGGUCAGAUAAACUUAGCCUUUUUGUGCUUCCGUUACGGUAUUUAUAAAGGAUUGUGCGGGUCUAGACUAAUAACUCUAACCUAUGUUUGUGUCUUUUUCUAUGUAUAAAGCAAUGUGCCGAUCUUAUUAUAUUAACUUAUUUUUGUAUUUAUUUUACUGUAUUUAUAAAACAUUAUGCGGGGUAUUCUUGACCAUGGUUAUAAAUACAGCAAAGGAUGUACAUGUAUACGACGAUCGGCGUUUUAAAAUAAAGGUCCAUCAUUAGAUUGUCUAUUUCCGUGUAAUAUUGACAAUAUUCAAUAGUACCGAAUAAAGCCGAAAAUAGACUAUAAACGAUGUCAAAUCGUUUUAUUAAUAGAGAGGUUACGUCAAAUACCAACAGUACCAAAAACAAUAACUCAAUAAUGUUGCGUUUCAUUGUUCAACUACAUAUAUAUAAAUACUUAAGCAAAUUUACAUACCCAAUGGUUAUUCAAAACAUGGAUGCAGACAGCACGAACAUUCAGUUUCUUACAUUUUAUUAAAUAUAUAACACAUGUGUUGCUAUUAAGUCAUAUGAUUGCAUAAAGUUGUAUUGCAUACCUCUACAUGGUCUCUUAAUAAAGUGAUUUUAAAUGGAUU